CGAGCGAGCGAGCAAAACGGCAGUCGAGUGCGAGUUGGAGCCGCGGCCGGAGCUGCACUCAAUCGGUUGUGUGUCUCGGUGUGUUAUGUGGAUUACCGCCGCCUCCCGCCCUGACCAACACUGCCUCAGAUGCGAGAGAGUGUGAGGAGAGUGGAGCAGCCGCGGCGGCGCUUUUCCUCCGACAUGCGGCGCCGCACAUGCUGAAGCACAUGCUGACCCCCGCGUCGCCGGGCCCCCGGGCCCCGCCGCUCGACCUCCUCGGCGGUGCCCCGCCCCCCAGACACCCCCACAGAUCACACCACCCCUCACAGCAGCUGAACCUGAGUUUGGCGUCGCACCACAGCGGGCGGCUGAACCACUCGCACCUGUCGACGCUGUCGACGUCCAAGCACUCGCUGGGUGGCAACUCGAGCAGCGUGAGCCCCCUGGGGCCGCUGGGCCCCCCGGUGGGGCCACUGCUAGGCCCGGCCGGCGGGCCCAAGCUCGCCAACGGCGGACUGCACCUUUCGUCGGUGCCGCGGGGCCGGCCGGCGCCGCCGCCGGCGUCCGCGUCGCCGAGCGGGCCGCCCGGGGGCCACGGGAGCCCCUCGACCGGCCCCCCGGGGGGCGUGCGCGAGAUGAUGACGUCGCUGGGGCUGCUGUGCCUGGUGUCGCUGCUGCUGGCGCUGCUCGCGCUCGUCUUCCUGCUCAAGAUCUCGCCGGGGGCGCCGGCCGGGCCCCCGGGAGGCACCGAGGGCCACGUCACCCCCGAGGAGUACGUCGUCGUCUACGAGGUGACCUUGGCGCUGUGUGCCCUCACCCUGUCGCUCAACCUCUGCUGUCUGCUCGUGUGCGCCAUCCAGUUCCUCUUCGCGGUCAAGCUGGCCAGGACCUUGCACAACGCCCCCGACAGCAGAACCAACAAGUACCUGCAGAAAUCGUCGGUGACCCGCAUGUGCGCGGUCGGCGGCUUUUUCGUCUCGAUUCCAGUCUUUCUGACCGGCAUCAUCUUGUACACGUUUAUCCAGUUCCACUCGACGCCGGCGAUUGUGACGAGCGUGUUCAUCGGCCUCGGCAUCAUCUUCUGCGGCUGUGCGAUGGUGCAUAAUGUCUUCGUGUGGCAGCGGGAGAAGACGAACGCGGUGAAGGCGAUGGCGCAGCAGCAGCGGCAGUUGUCGGUGUCGACGUCCGAGACGACGUCCGGGACGCAGCUGCGGCAGGACACGCCCCUGACGCCGGCCGGGUCGAUGCCGGCGGCCACGCUCGACCUCAGCGGCCUCGUGCUCAACCCGCACGAGCUGUCCACGCUCGUCUGAGCCCCCGGAGCCGCCAUCUUGCCCCCCUGCCCCCCGAGAACUCUUAUUUGUUGAAAGGACACACGCGCGCAGUGCUUCUAAGUUAUUGUUUUGUGCCAACGGACUAAGUAAAUAAAUGUUAUAUCCGCCGCA
This is a messenger RNA of Cloeon dipterum, 1427 nucleotides long. RefSeq lists its product as uncharacterized. The record is from RefSeq and is a predicted model, not a curated record. The coding region runs from base 198 to 1295 and encodes 365 amino acids. The transcript has 6 exons. NCBI's taxonomy places the organism in Eukaryota, Metazoa, Arthropoda, Insecta, Ephemeroptera, Baetidae.